GAAAGGGAGAGAGAGAGAGUAAUCAAUCAGAAGUGUGUAUGGUGUGUUUGGACUAGAUUUUUCUAGACGCCAGCCUUUUUUUAUUAUUCUUGAACAGAUCUUGGUUAAAAUAACGCUUUUUGGCAUUUGGUUGUUUUUCAUUUGGUCAUUCCAUAAUUCAAAGUUUUCAAUCAGAUUUUGUCAUAAAAUGGCUAAAUGGGGUGAAGGUGAUCCAAGAUGGAUUGUUGAAGAAAGACCUGAUGCAACUAAUGUUAAUAAUUGGCAUUGGACUGAAAAAAAUGCAUCACAUUGGUCAAAAGAUAAACUAAAAACAUUAUUGGAAAAUAUUUUGAUUGAAGAAAAUGGUUUAGGACAAUGUCGUAUUAAACAAAUUGAUUCAAUCGAUGGUGAAGCUGUUGCCAAUAAUCGUAAAGGAAAAUUAAUAUUUUUCUAUGAAUGGAUUAUUAAAUGUACAUGGAUAGGAAUUUUGAAUGGUGAUUCAACUGAAUAUAGUGGAAAAUUAGAAAUACCAAAUCUAAGUGAAGAAAAUAGUUCGGAUGAUAUUACUAUUGAUGUAUCGAUUGAUGAUCCAAAUAGUGCACAAGCUGAAAUUCUUAAACAAUUAGUUCGUACAAAAGGUUUAUCUAUUGUUCAAGAUCGAAUGAAACAAUAUAUUACAGCAUUACGUAAUGAAUUUGCAAAGGAUAUGAUAAAACCAACAAAAUUAUCUGAAAGUAGUGGUGGUAAUAUUAAUUCAUUUCAAACUGAACAACAAUUAGAAGAGAAGAAAAAAUCUGAAUCAAAAACUACUGCUAGCAAAACCGCUACGGUGUCGAAAAAACCCGAUCAAGCCGGUGGCGAUGUACCGUUUGAAACAACAUCACUGAAAUUGAUUGAAAAUUUUAAAUGUACAGCUGAAGAAAUUUAUAAAACAUUUACUGAAGAAAUAUUUCUUCAAGCAUUUACUAGAAAUAAAGUUAAAUGUGAUCCGGUUGUUGGUGGUAGAUUUUCAUUAAUGGAUGGUAAUAUUAUAGGGAAAUUUAUUCAAUUGGAACCAAAUAAAUUAAUUCGACAAUUUUGGCGAUUAAAAAGUUGGCCACAGGAACAUUAUUCGGAAGUUGAAAUUCGUAUUGAACAACAAAGUGAUUCAACACAAAUUAUACUUGAACAAAAUGGUGUACCAAAAUUAAACCUUGAAAAUACUGAAGAAGGUUGGAAAAAACAUUAUUUUGAAAGUAUAAAACGUACGUUUGGUUUUGGUGCUUCUUUCUAUUGAAAAUUGAAACUGAAAUGAAUCGCUUUCAAAAAUUAUUCCCGCUACAAUGAUUUGG
This is a messenger RNA of Dermatophagoides pteronyssinus (European house dust mite), 1310 nucleotides long. Its product is annotated as activator of 90 kDa heat shock protein ATPase homolog 1. Lineage: Eukaryota; Metazoa; Arthropoda; Arachnida; Sarcoptiformes; Pyroglyphidae. Gene Ontology annotation, biological process: protein folding; positive regulation of ATP-dependent activity. Gene Ontology annotation, molecular function: protein-folding chaperone binding; ATPase activator activity. The record is from RefSeq and is a predicted model, not a curated record. Gene Ontology annotation, cellular component: cytosol.